Messenger RNA from Cetraspora pellucida, 309 nucleotides. The record is from the annotation of a GenBank genome assembly. Lineage: Eukaryota; Fungi; Glomeromycota; Glomeromycetes; Diversisporales; Gigasporaceae.
AUGCCUUCGAACAAUAACGCCCUAAAUUUUGUUUUUGUUGAUCCUUCGCGUCAAAUUUCUCGUCAGAGACUUGCGGAAGAGAAUCGGGCUCUUAACGAUAAAAUUUCUUUCUUGGAAGCAAAAAUAUCUUCUUUAGAGACGGAACUUUCUUCGCUUCGUCGACUGGAAACAGAACUUUCUUCGAUUCGUCAGCUGGUUUCACAGCUGACUCUUCUCGCAUAUUUAACCGUUUAUCAAGGCGUUAAUGGUUCUUUUACACUGUCUAUUUCUAAACGCAUAUUUAAAAAUGGAUAUGAGGUUGUCUCUUAG